AUGUCGGAAUUCUUUUCGGGAUCGAGAGAAAAAACCCAAAUUCAAGAUGACAAGAUCAACUACACCCCGACUCGCGUCUACAAUCCGUAUCAAAACAUGGAAGACCCCUCCAAGUUGCAGCCCUUUCGUGUCCUGUACGAACUUCCCACGUCGCCGGAGUUUCUCUUCGAGGAAGAAGCCCUCAAGCGACGCCGUUCCAUGUCCGAGAAUCUCACCUACGGAACGGGAUGGGCUUAUUUAACCGGAGCUUUGGGCGGCGGGAUCUACGGGACCGUUUCCGCUUUGAAGGCGGUGGAAACAGGGGAGUCUUUGAAGCUUGUGAUCAACCGGGUUUUGAAUUCCGGCGGUUCCGGAGGCCGGAAAUUCGGGAACAGGUUGGGUGUUAUGGGGUUGAUGUUUUCGGUCCUCGAGAGUUCGCUCUAUAACCUUAGAGGAGAAGACGAUGCUCUGAAUUACGUGGCGGCCGGGCUUGCAACCGGAGCAAUUUUCAAGGCAGCGGCUGGGCCGAGAUCAGCUGCCGUCGCCGGAGGUCUUGGUGCUGUGCUGGGCGGAGCGGCAGUCGUCGGUAAGAAGGUCGUGAAGAGAUAUGCACCAAUCUGA
This is a messenger RNA of Oldenlandia corymbosa var. corymbosa, 600 nucleotides long. The record is from the annotation of a GenBank genome assembly. Lineage: Eukaryota; Viridiplantae; Streptophyta; Magnoliopsida; Gentianales; Rubiaceae.